Messenger RNA from Nerophis ophidion (straightnose pipefish), 16097 nucleotides. It is a transcript of the gene ccdc120b, whose product is annotated as coiled-coil domain containing 120b. The record is from RefSeq and is a predicted model, not a curated record. The transcript is spliced from 10 exons. Bases 387 to 2300 code for a protein of 637 amino acids. Lineage: Eukaryota; Metazoa; Chordata; Actinopteri; Syngnathiformes; Syngnathidae.
GAUGCGCACGGUUCCGACGGCGAGCGGCGGCGGCGGCGGAGGCGGAGGUCGUGAAUUCUAAUCAGGACAAGGAGCCACCAUGAACGAGCGUGUUUGUACGCGUCCUACGUCCUCCUGAAGAAGCCUUCUGAGGCGGUGUCGUGUCGCCCGGCGAAGGUGCUCGUUCCCGCCUCGAGGACCGUGAACGCCUCCCGAGGUAUCGGUCAUGCUCUCCGGAUUGGGUAGUCAGCUCCUUCGGUGUCCUGAGGCCACGUCUGGAUGAGGAGACACACAGUCAUCCACUGCUGAUCUGCUGACUAAACGCCUCACGCUAACACAUGGCUGAUACAACAAGGCUGAGAACGUGGCAGGGAGCGUGAAUCGUGUUGUCCUAAGAAUUACAUCUCAUGGAGGUCAAAGGCCAUCUGAUCACAUCCAUGGGUUUGGUAGGAGCUCCAGAUGUCCAAGGGUGCCAGGACAGCAAGCUGCAGGCUGAGCGGGCGACAGCUCUGCAAGAGAGGAAGCAGGCCCUGGAGGCUCUGCUUAACACACGCGUGGAAGAGCUCAAACUCGUCUGUUUGCAGGAAGCAGAGCUGACUGGGAAGUUGCCACGAGCGUUCCCUCUGGAGACGGGGGAGAAACCCCCAGCAGUGCAGCGCAAAGCUGGCCUACCGCCCAACUGCAAGGCAGAAGUAAGUCAACACCUUGAAUAUUUUUUUGUGCACUGUGGUCUAACACAAGUGCUUGUGGCUUGGAUGCAGGAUGAAGCUGCACAAAGAAGGCAGGUGAAAACAAUCUUUAGCGGCACUCUGUACAGACACACUGAGUCAGACCGAAACAUCCCAAAUAGCAAGAGGACAGUUCAUCGGGGCUGUCACACAGAGGACAGUGUCAUGUCGGAGAGCACAAGCUCAAUGUCCGAUUCCACAUCUCAUGACAAUGAAUCUUCCCCCGGUGUGGCCGCGGACCAGCGUUCUCUGUCCCAUCCUCGGCUCACUGUGGGUAGUCCUGACCACAGGAUCAGCAGGAAACUCUCUCCUGUUGAGAUUUACUACGAAAUGAGGACACGCCGCAACUCUGUCACAAGCUCUGUCAGCCCAACUCACUCCUUACCUAGAAGUGCAUCUAACGUUGAAGGCCGAAGUGUUCCAGCUACGCCUCUCUUGGCCCGAACUGCACCUAUUAGUGUUCAUGUCAGGUCGGACGUGUCUGGCGGCAAUGGCUUAAAGCAGUGGUCUGGCAGUCUUGACGUGCCAUACAUGAUACCGCUGGCCCAAGAGGCCUCCUCCUCCGACCGCAGAGGCUGCCCGUACAACUCCAGAGCCAGGCGCAGUAACAGCUCGGAGGCCCUGCUAGAUCGGUCCAGUCUCCCUGACGAUCCGGCCCCCAGAAACGGGAUGCACCCAAAGGGAGGUCCCUACAAAAGCUCAGAGACACUCACAGACGGAAAACUACGACACAUUCACCUGGGCAGCCCUGAGAAACACGCAGAGGGAUCUGUGGAACAGGCCAAAAUGCGUCUGUCCAUGGGGGGCCGAGGGUCUGGGGCGGGCUACAACGAGCUGUUGAUGGACUAUAUCUGGGGGAAGCAGCAGAGGAUGCAAGUGCAGCAUCACCUCUUCCAGUCCACGGGCAGGAUCUGGCAGGAUUUGCCCUCUCACUGCUCCUCUACUGGAGGAGUGGCUCCCCAUGCUAACGGUUUCUCCCAUUCCCAGGUGCACCUCCCAAGCGCUGCACCUCCUUACAGCCCCAUGGUGGGGCGAGGGUCCCAAGAUAUGCGCAGGGUCAAAGUCACCAGAACCAAAUCCUGUGGGCCCUUUAUUCCUUUGCAGCAACACCCCCAGGAAGCCAUUCUGCUGUCCGCCUACGAGUCACACCUUCCUGCCGCUGGCACGACGACGUCCUCCAUUCCCAACCUGCUUCCCUACCAGACUGAACUCUCCGGCCCCGCCUUCAGUCGAAGACCCCCACAGUUCUCCCUUCCGACCCCAGAGGACUCGACGCGAAGUCUCCACAAAGCCCUGGCUCUGGAGGGACUGAGGGACUGGUACCUGAGGAACGCGCUCGGAUAUCCCUCUAAGAGCCACGAAGCGGGGAUUUCACGUCUGUCACACCCCCACCCUCUGGCGGCCCAGGCCCAGAAUGUCCAGGGUGAAGCCGCCAACCUCCCCAGGCCUCAGAUGCCCCAGUCCGCCAGCUUCCAUGGGCACCCGCUGCAUGGCAGAUCGAUGGAGCUUUCCCUCUAUCAGGAGACUCCUAACACUCAGACACAAGACGGGACCCCGAAGGAACCCAUCCCAGAUCCAGGCACCCUUGUCUGACGCAGCCGUACACACACACACACACACACACACACACACACACACUGCAAGUAGCACCAUGCAUUCACCCGAAUAAAAACCAGUGGAUACAACGAGACCUCAACAGUGAAACAAAACAUGGCAACCUCAGCAGAAAAAGACUGAUGACAAAGUGUAGCUGUACAGUGUCAAAAAAAAAAAAAAAAAGCCUCAUUAAGUCCGAUAUCUUUGAACAUUUACUAACAGUACGGUCAAUCUAUAUUUUUGGUCCAACAUGAGCAGUCAGACUAUACAGAAACAUCUCCCGAGAUAUACUUUUUUACUCAUUUAAAUCACUAUUUUGUAUCUUCUGAGAUAUACACACAGUUAUAUUGACGCUCAUUAACCAUGUGCGGUGAACAAGUAUUAAUACUUGCCAGUGUGUUUGUGGACUACUUCAAAAAGACCUCAUCUGCGAUUGAUUUUAACUUUUUUUUUUUUUACAGCUAUUCAUGUUUGUUAAUAUGCAGCUGUGGAAUUGAUGAACGGUAGCUUGUUGGAGUAGCAGACGGGAGUGCCUCAAUGUUUUUAAUAGAGCAGGAGUAAACGUUGGUUAGAUGACUUUAAAGUAGUGCUGUCAAAUUAUUAUUUUAGGCCUGGGCUGAACAACAAUUUUCAAAUUUUUUUCAGAAAAAUUUGACUUUUUUUUUCCCUUACUUUUGAAAGAAAUCAAUGAAUACAAGUGAUAUAAAUAUUUCAAAACAGGUUUUUCUAUUAUUUGAUCAAAAAGUAGUAGUUUAAAAUGACACUGCACCUUACUCUUGGCAAAAUUUUCAUUUUAACAAUCUUGUUCUUUUUACACCAGAUAUAAAUUGAAAAGAAAAUAAUUAAAUUAAGAGCUUACUGCAGUAAACAAUACUUCUUUAAACAAAAACGUAGCAUUGCACAUUGCACGCAAAUAAAUAAUCAUCUCCAGCGUUUAAAUUGAUAAAGUGAAAACCUAUCAUUUUGUAAAUAAAAAUUUAGUAUUAUACAUUGUAUGCAGAUAAAUCUUCAAGUAAAACAUUGAGAAGACUUUAUGAUAGUUGCAGGCUUUUUUAUUCACAUAUCUUGGCAGUGUGCAGAGUGACUGCUUUAGUGAUCCUUCAUACGUUUGUGUAAAUGAUUCCACCCCCGUAAGCUGAUUUUUAGCUGGGAUUUGUUGUUGUUCCGGUCUUGUUCGCCUCGUAAUGAGUUGUAUUUCCCGCACUCGACUGGAGGCUUCUGAUUCAGAUGCAGGAAUAAGUUUGUCGUGCUGCUGCCUCUUUCAAAUAAACUUUGCAGCGUGCAGUCCUUUGUCCCACGUCUGUUGCCGCAAAACCAAACUUAUUCGGAACAAACGCCUCUCGCUCGUUAGUUUUAGCAUUAGCCAUUAUUUGCUGAGUGUGUGAAUCGGCAAAAAGUGUAUAUUUUGAUGUUUUUUCAAUCGUCUGCAACAAAAAACUUGAAUUUAUCAAUUAAAUCAAUAUAUGGCCUAGGCCUGGAUUAUUUUUUUCAAUCAGAUUAAUCACAUAAACUUUGCAGCGUGCAGUUCUUUGUCCCACGCCUGUUGCCGCAAAACCAAACUCAUUCGGAACAAACGCCUCUCGCUCGUUAGUUUUUAUUUGUUGGGUGUGUGAAUCGGCAAAAAGUAUAUAUUUUUAUAUUUUUCAAUCGUCCGCGACAAAAAACUUGAAUUUACUGAUAAAAUCAUUAUAUCCCCCAGGCCUGGAUUUUUGUUUUCAGUCAGAUUAAUCACAUAAACUUUGCAGCGUGCAGUUCUUUGUCCCUCACCUGUUGCCGCAAACCCAAACUUAUUCGGAACAAACGCCUCCCGUUCGUUACUUUUAGCAUUAGCCGUUAUUUGCUGGGUGUGUGAAUUGGCAAAAAGUAUAUAUUUUUAUGUUUUUCAAUCGUCUGCGCCAAAAAAAUUGAAUUUAUCGAUAAAAUCGAUAUAUCGUCUGGAUUACUCUUUUCAAUCAGAUUAAUCACAUGAACUUUGUAGCGUGCAGUCCUUUGUCCCACGCCUGUUGCCACAAAACCAAACUUAUUCGGAACAAACGCCUCCCGAUCGUUACUUUUAGCAUUAGGCGUUAUUUGCUGGAUGUGUGAAUCGGCAAAAAGUAUAUAUCUUUAUGUUUUUCAAUCGUCUGCGCCCCAAAAAUGUAAUUUAUCGAUAAAAUCGAUAUAUCGGCUGGAUUACUUUUUUCAAUUAGAUUAAUUACAUAAACUUUGUAGCGUGCGGUCCUUUGUCCCACGCCUGUUGCCACAAACCCGAACUUCUUUGCAACAAACGUCUCUCGCUCGUUACUUUUAGCAUUAGCCAUGUUUUGCUGGGUGUUUGAAUGGGCAAAAAGUACAGAUUUUUAUGUUUUUCAAUCGUCUGCAACAAAAGACUUGAAUUUAUCAAUAAAAUCAAUAUAUCGCCUAGGCCUGGAUUAUUUUUUUCAAUCAGAUUAAUCACAUAAACUUUGCAGCGUGCAGUUCUUUGUCCCACGUCUGUUGCCGCAAAACCAAACUUAUUCGGAACAAACGCCUCUCGCUCGUUAGUUUUUAUUUGUUGGGUGUGUGAAUCGGUAAAAAGUAUAUAUAUUUAUAUUUUUCAAUCGUCUGCGACAAAAAACUUGAAUUUACUGAUAAAAUCAGUAUAUCCCCCAAGCCUGGAUAUUUUUUUUCAAUCAGAUUAAUCACAUAAACUUUGCAGCGUGCAGUUCUUUGUCCCACGCCUGUUUCCGCAAAACCAAACUUCUACGGAACAAACGUCUCGCGCUCGUUAGUUUUAGCAUUAGCCAUUAUUUGCUGAGUGUGUGAAUCGGCAAAAAGUGUAUAUUUUGAUGUUUUUCAAUCGUCUGCAACAAAAAACUUGAAUUUAUCAAUUAAAUCAAUAUAUCGCCUAGGCCUGGAUUAUUUUUUUCAAUCAGAUUAAUCACAUAAACUUUGCAGCGUGCAGUUCUUUGUCCCACGCCUGUUGCCACAAAACCAAACUUAUCCGGAACAAACGCCUCUCGCUCGUUAGUUUUUAUUUGCUGGGUGUUUGAAUUGGCAAAAAGUACAGAUUUUUAGGUUUUUCAAUCAUCUGCAACAAAAGACUUGAAUUUAUCAAUAAAAUCAAUAUAUCGCCUAGGUCUGGAUUAUUUUUUUCAAUCAGAUUAAUCACAUAAACUUUGUAGCGUGCAGUUCUUUGUCCACGCCUGUUGCCGCAAAACCAAACUUAUUCGGAACAAACUUUUCUUGCUCGUUAGUUUUAGCCUUAGCCAUUAUUUGCUGGGCGUGUGAAUCGGCAAAAAGUAUAUAUCUUUAUGUUUUUCAAUCGUCCGCGACAAAAACAUUUAAUUUAUCGAUAAAAUCGAUAUAUCACCUGAAUUUUUUUUUUCAAUCAGAUUAAUCACAUGAAGUUUGUAGCGUGCAGUCUUUUGUCCCACGCCUGUUGCCACAAAACCGAACUUCUUUGCAACAAACGUCUCUCGCUCGUUACUUUUAGCAUUAGCCAUGUUUUGCUGGGUGUUUGAAUUGGCAAAAAGUACAGAUUUUUAGGUUUUUCAAUCGUCUGCAACAAAAGACUUGAAUUUAUCAAUAAAAUCAAUAUAUCGCCUAGGCCUGGAUUAUUUUUUUCAAUCAAAAUAAUCACAUAAACUUUGUAGCGUGCAGUCCUCUGUCCAACGCCUGUUGCCGCAAAACCAAACUUAUUCGGAACAAACUUUUCUUGCUCGUUAGUUUUAGCAUUAGCCAUUAUUUGCUGGGUGUGUGAAUUAUGCCGGAGCAAAUAGAUUCUUAUGUUUUUCAAUCAUCUGCAACAAAAAAAAACCUUGACUUUAUCGCUAAAUUCGAUAUAACGCCCAGGCCCAGAUGAUAUUUUUCUUUCAGAUUAAUCACACCUUUGAAUUCCGAUUAAUUAUGAUUAAUCACAAGCGAAUGCUUGCUUGCUUCAUUUGAAAUUUCCUAUCAAUAUAUCGCCUAGGCCUGGAUUAUUUUUUCAAUCAGAUUAAUCACAUAAACUUUGCAGCGUGCAGUCCUCUGUCCCACGCCUGUUGCCGCAAAACCAAACUUAUUCGGAACAAACGCCUCCUGUUUGUUACUUUUAGCAUUAGCCGUUAUUUGCUGGGCGUGUGAAUCGGCAAAAAGUAUAUAUCUUUAUGUUUUUCAAUCGUCCGCGACAAAAAAAAUUUAAUUUAUCGAUAAAAUCGAUAUAUCACCUGAAUUAGUUUUUUCAAUCCGAUUAAUCACAUGAACUUUGUAGCGUGCAGUCUUUUGUCCCACGCCUGUUGCCGCAAAACCGAACUUCUUUGCAACAAACGUCUCUCGCUCGUUACUUUUAGCAUUAGCCAUGUUUUGCUGGGUGUGUGAAUUGGCAAAAAGUAUAGAUUUUUAUGUUUUUCAAUCGUCUGCAACAAAAGACUACAAUUUAUCAAUAAAAUCAAUAUAUCGCCAAGGCCUGGAUUAUUUUUUUCAAUCAAAAUAAUCACAUAAACUUUGUAGCGUGCAGUUCUCUGUCCAACGCCUGUUGCCGCAAAAUCAAACUUCUUCGGAACAAACGUCUCGCGCUCGUCACUUUUAGCAUUAGCCAUGUUUUGCUGGGUGUGUGAAUUAUGCCGGAGCAAAUAGAUUCUUAUGUUUUUCAAUCAUCUGCAACAAAAAAAAACCUUGACUUUAUCGCUAAAAUCGAUAUAACGCCCAGGCCCAGAUGAUAUUUUUCUUUCAGAUUAAUCACACCUUUGAAUUCCGAUUAAUUAUGAUUUAUCACAAGCGAAUGCUUGCUUGCUUCAUUUGAAAUUUCCUAUCAAUAUAUCGCCUAGGCCUGGAUUAUUUUUUUCAAUCAGAUUAAUCACAUAAACUUUGCAGCGUGCAGUUCUUUGUCCCACGCCUGUUGCCGCAAAACCAAAUUUUUUCGGAACAAACGCCUCCCGUUCGUUACUUUUAGCAUUAGCCGUUAUUUGCUGGAUGUGUGAAUCGGCAAAAAGUAUAUAUUUUUAUGUUUUUCAAUCGUCUGCGCCCAAAAAAUUUAAUUUAUCGAUAAAAUCGAUAUAAUGCCUGGAUUACUUUUUUCAAUCAGAUUAAUCACAUGAACUUUGUAGCGUGCAGUCUUUUGUCCCACGCCUGUUGCCGCAAAACCGAACUUCUUUGGAACAAACGUCUCUCGCUCGUUACUUUUAGCAUUAGCCAUGUUUUGCUGGGUGUGUGAAUUGGCAAAAAGUAUAGAUUUUUAUGUUUUUCAAUCGUCUGCAACAAAAGACUUGAAUUUAUCAAUAAAAUCAAUAUAUCGCCAAGGCCUGGAUUAUUUUUUUCAAUCAAAAUAAUCACAUAAACUUUGUAGCGUGCAGUCCUCUGUCCAACGCCUGUAGCUGCAAAAUCAAACUUCUUCGGAACAAACGUCUCGCGCUCGUCACUUUUAGCAUUAGCCAUUAUUUGAUGGGUGUGUGAAGUAUGCCGGAGCAAAUCGAUUCUUAUGUUUUUCAAUCUGCAACAAAAAAAACCUUGACUUUAUCGCUAAAUUCGAUAUAACGCCCAGGCCCAGAUGAUAUUUUUCUGUCAGAUUAAUCACACCUUUGAAUUCCGAUUAAUUAUGAUUAAUCACAAGCGAAUGCUUGCUUGCUUCAUUUGAAUUUUCCUAUCAAUAUAUCGCCUAGGCCUGGAUUAUUUUUUCAAUCAGAUUAAUCACAUAAACUUUGCAGCGUGCAGUUCUUUGUCCCACGCCUCUUGCCGCAAAACCAAACUACUUCGGAACAAACGUCUCGCUCGUUAGUUUUAGCAUUAGCCGCUAUUUGCUGGGCGUGUGAAUCGGCAAAAAGUAUAUAUCUUUAUGUUUUUCAAUCGUCCGCGACAAAAAAAAUUUAAUUUAUCGAUAAAAUCGAUAUAUCACCUGAAUUAGUUUUUUCAAUCCGAUUAAUCACAUGAACUUUGUAGCGUGCAGUCUUUUGUCCCACGCCUGUUGCCGCAAAACCGAACUUCUUUGCAACAAACGUCUCUCGCUCGUUACUUUUAGCAUUAGCCAUGUUUUGCUGGGUGUUUGAAUUGGCAAAAAGUACAGAUUUUUAGGUUUUUCAAUCGUCUGCAACAAAAGACUUGAAUUUAUCAAUAAAAUCAAUAUAUCGCCUAGGCCUGGAUUAUUUUUUUCAAUCAAAAUAAUCACAUAAACUUUGUAGCGUGCAGUCCUUUGUCCCACACCUGUUGCCGCAAAAUCAAACUUCUUCGGAACAAACGUCUCGCGCUCGUCACUUUUAGCAUUAGCCAUUAUUUGCUGGGUGUGUGAAGUAUGCCGGAGCAAAUCGAUUCUUAUGUUUUUCAAUCAUCUGCAACAAAAAAAACCUUGAAUAUAUCGCUAAAAUCGAUAUAACGCCCAGGCCUAGAUGAUUUUUUUCUUUCAGAUUAAUCACACCUUUGAAUCUCGAUUAAUUAUGAUUAAUCACAAGCGAAUGCUUGCCUGCUUCAUUUGAAUUAUCCUAUCAAUAUAUCGCCUAGGCCUGGAUUAUUUUUUUCAAUCAGAUUAAUCACAUAAAUUUUGCAGCGUGCAGUUCUUUGUCCCACGCCUGUUGCCGCAAAACCAAACUACUUCGGAACAAACGUCUCGCGCUCGUUAGUUUUAGCAUUAGCCGUUAUUUGCUGGGCGUGUGAAUCGGCAAAAAGUAUAUAUCUUUAUGUUUUUCAAUCGUCCGCGACAAAAACAUUUAAUUUAUCGAUAAAAUCGAUAUAUCACCUGAAUUAGUUUUUUCAAUCCGAUUAAUCACAUGAACUUUGUAGCGUGCAGUCUUUUGUCCCACGCCUGUUGCCACAAACCCGAACUUCUUUGCAACAAACGUCUCUCGCUCGUUACUUUUAGCAUUAGCCAUGUUUUGCUGGGUGUUUGAAUGGGCAAAAAGUACAGAUUUUUAUGUUUUUCAAUCGUCUGCAACAAAAGACUUGAAUUUAUCAAUAAAAUCAAUAUAUCGCCUAGGCCUGGAUUAUUUUUUUCAAUCAAAAUAAUCACAUAAACUUUGUAGCGUGCAGUCCUCUGUCCAACGCCUGUUGCCGCAAAACCAAACUUAUUCGGAACAAACGUCUCGCGCUUGUCACUUUUAGCAUUAGCCAUUAUUUGCUGGGUGUGUGAAGUAUGCCGGAGCAAAUCGAUUCUUAUGUUUUUCAAUCAUCUGCAACAAAAAAAACCUUGACUUUAUCGCUAAAUUCGAUAUAACGCCCAGGCCCAGAUGAUAUUUUUCUUUCAGAUUAAUCACACCAUUGAAUUCCGAUUAAUUAUGAUUAAUCACAAGCGAAUGCUUGCUUGCUUCAUUUGAAUUUUCCUAUCAAUAUAUCGUCUAGGCCUGGAUUAUUUUUUUCAAUCAGAUUAAUCACAUAAACUUUGCAGCGUGCAGUUCUUUGUCCCACGCCUGUUGCCGCAAAACCAAAUUUAUUCGGAACAAACGCCUCCCGUUCGUUACCUUUAGCAUUAGCCAUUAUUUGCUGGGUGUGUGAAUUGGCAAAAAGUAUAUAUUUUUAUGUUUUUCAAUCGUCUGCAACAAAAGACUUAAAUUUAUCAAUAAAAUCAAUAUAUCGUCUAGGCCUGGAUUAUUUUUUUCAAUCAAAAUAAUCACAUAAACUUUGUAGCGUGCAGUCCUCUGUCCAACGCCUGCUGCCGCAAAACCGAACUUCUUCGGAACAAACGUCUCGCGCUCGUCACUUUUAGCAUUAGCCAUUAUUUGAUGGGUGUGUGAAGUAUGCCGGAGCAAAUCGAUUCUUAUGUUUUUCAAUCUGCAACAAAAAAAACCUUGAAUUUAUCGCUAAAAUCGAUAUAACGCCCAGGCCUAGAUGAUUUUUUUCUUUCAGAUUAAUCACACCUUUGAAUCUCGAUUAAUCAUGAUUAAUCACAAGCGAAUGCUUGCUUGCUUCAUUUGAAUUUUCCUAUCAAUAUAUCGCCUAGGCCUGGAUUAUUUUUUUCAAUCAGAUUAAUCACAUACAUUUUGCAGUGUGCAUUUUUUUGUCCCACGCCUCUUGCCGCAAAACCAAACUUAUUCGGAACAAACGCCUCCCGUUCGUUACUUUAAGCAUUAGCCGUUAUUUGCUGGAUGUGUGAAUCGGCAAAAAGUAUAUAUCUUUAUGUUUUUCAAUCGUCUGCGCCAAAAAAAUUGAAUUUAUCGAUAAAAUCGAUAUAUCGUCUGGAUUACUCUUUUCAAUCAGAUUAAUCACAUGAACUUUGUAGCGUGCAGUCUUUUGUCCCACGCCUGUUGCCACAAAACCAAACUUUUUGCAACAAACGCCUCUCGCUCGUUACUUUUAGCAUUUGCCAUGUUUUGCUGGGUGUGUGAAUUGGCAAAAAAAUAUAGAUUUUUAUGUUUUUCAAUCGUCUGCAACAAAAGACUUAAAUUUAUCAAUAAAAUCAAUAUAUCGCCUAGGCCUGGAUUAUUUUUUUCAAUCAAAAUAAUCACAUAAACUUUGUAGCGUGCAGUCCUCUGUCCAACGCCUGUUGCCGCAAAACCGAACUUCUUCGGAACAAACGUCUCGCGCUCGUCACUUUUAGCAUUAGCCAUUAUUUGAUGGGUGUGUGAAGUAUGCCGGAGCAAAUCGAUUCUUAUGUUUUUCAAUCAUCUGCAACAAAAAAAACCUUGAAUUUAUCGCUAAAAUCGAUAUAAAGCCCAGGCCUAGAUGAUUUUUUUCUUUCAGAUUAAUCACACCUUUGAAUCUCGAUUAAUUAUGAUUAAUCACAAGCGAAUGCUUGCCUGCUUCAUUUGAAUUAUCCUAUCAAUAUAUCGCCUAGGCCUGGAUUAUUUUUUUCAAUCAGAUUAAUCACAUAAACUUUGCAGCGUGCAGUUCUUUGUCCCAUGCCUCUUGCCGCAAAACCAAACUACUUCGGAACAAACGUCUCGCGCUCGUUAGUUUUAGCAUUAGCCGUUAUUUGCUGGGCGUGUGAAUCGGCAAAAAGUAUAUAUCUUUAUGUUUUUCAAUCGUCCGCGACAAAAAAAAUUGAAUUUAUCGAUAAAAUCGAUAUAUCACCUGAAUUAGUUUUUUCAAUCAGAUUAAUCACAUGAACUUUGUAGCGUGCAGUCUUUUGUCCCACGCCUGUUGCCGCAAAACCGAACUUCUUUGCAACAAACGUCUCUCGCUCGUUACUUUUAGCAUUAGCCAUGUUUUGCUGGGUGUGUGAAUUGGCAAAAAGUAUAGAUUUUUAUGUUUUUCAAUCGUCUGCAACAAAAGACUACAAUUUAUCAAUAAAAUCAAUAUAUCGCCAAGGCCUGGAUUAUUUUUUUCAAUCAAAAUAAUCACAUAAACUUUGUAGCGUGCAGUCCUCUGUCCAACGCCUGUUGCCGCAAAACCAAACUUAUUCGGAACAAACGUUUCUUGCUCGUUAGUUUUAGCAUUAGCCAUGUUUUGCUGGGUGUGUGAAUUAUGCCGGAGCAAAUAGAUUUGUAUGUUUUUCAAUCAUCUGCAACAAAAAAAAUUGAAUUUAUCGCUAAAAUGGAUAUAACGCCCAGGCCUAGAUGCAUUUUUUUCAUUCAUAUUAAUCACGCCUUUGAAUUCAGAUUAAUCAUGAUUAAUCACAAGCAAAUGUUCGCUUGCUUCAUUUGAAUUAUCCUAAAAAAGAACCUCAAUAUUUGGAUACAGAUGCAAUUUUAUUGUCAGAAUGUCAUUCGGGAAAAACUGUUUUAGUCUAUUUUAAUACAUGUCAUUUAUUUACUGAAAACUUGGUAACAGUUUUAUUAAAUGCCCAGUCAGGGUGUAUUUUGAAGUGAAAUCUCUCAUCUUGGCACUGACCUGACAACACAAUACGCCUUUCAGGAGCAUUGACUGUCAAAAUAAAUUGCGUGUUUAUUGGAUUAAUGCGGCCUUUUUUUGUAAUUAAUCACUGAAGUUCACUAGCUCAUUUUUGACAGUCCUUCUUUAAAGUAAGCAAGGUUGUUCCUCAACUUAUCCGGAAUGAUGUCACUCAUUCACAUGGAUGCUGGCUGAUUAAUGUAGCUUUUUUUUUUCCCCUCUCGGUGUUGACCGAAUCCUUUUAGUAAUACUUUUAUGAACAAACUGAGGGCUGUUGCGAGACCUACUGUACUGCAGUAGCACAUGACUGUGUGACAGGAAGUGGUGGUGUUUUUCUGAAUGAACAUGACCGUCAUACAGAGCACUUUAUGAACAUCCUAAGCCUUAAAAUCCCUAUGAUUUGUCAGCCGGAGAACAGACAGGCGGUGUUGUUGACGGGGACCAACAAAGCCUUGUCGUCUUCUGCGGGACGCCUGUCUUGUUUGUACAUAGCAGGGGUGCCCAAACUUUUCGCCAAAGUGAAAAUGUGCCAAACAGCGUUUUGAGUAGGGGUGUCCCGAUACGUCUUAUCCAUUUCCGAUUUCAUUGGCGCUUUGAGUAUUGGCCGAUAUCGAUCCAAUACAAUAUCAGCAGGAAUCAUAUAAUUUCUAUUACUUUUGUAGUGUGAAACGUUGGAAAAGGCUGUAAAAUGGGUCAAACAGAGAAAAAUGGUGUGUAUGAAAGCUAACAUAUUUAUUAUUGCCGUUGGGAAUUGACUUGCUGCCUUUAAAUUGAAGUGGAGUGGUAAUUCCUUUUCUGGCGACACCUCAUUAAGUGCGCAGUAAGUUGAAUGACGCGGACACGUUUGUUACUGGCUACUUGGCCUUGGAGACUUUGUAUGUGUAAGUAAUAAUUCCACCACAAAUAUUUGAUACUUGUUUAUAUCGACAAAUGUGGUGUUCUAGACAGCAAUAUUGUUCAAUUGAGGACACUUAAUACGAAUGUCUAGCUUGUGUGCUAUUGUGUGCUUAGCUGUUGUGUGGCUGCCAGCUUCUGCUAGUCUAUGGCCUACCAUGUUUACAUUUUGUAAGAGACUAAAAUAGAAGAAAAAGACAGCCUUGUGUGCUUACUGGAGGACAUUUAGAUGUUAACUGGCCGUCCCUGCAAUACUGCUUGUAUCGGAGCUCAUAUCGGAAGCUGAUAUCCUCUUGAUUUUUUGCUGAUAUUGGACCGAUAUCAAUUAACUCACCCCUAAUUUUAGGCGUGAAACACAGCCUAAAUGUAAAUAAUGAAGUUCCCACUUUUUAAUGGACCAAACAAAAGGACUCGGGGGGGGCCCACGGUCCCCAUUUUGGGCACCCCUGGUAUUUAGUGUACUGAGCUUGUAUUCCCUUGCUACCAAUACACAACUGUGUUCAAAACCAACCUUAUGUACCAAUCACGAGCCCCUCGAGUGGCGAUAUUUGCUAUGACAAGCAAGGAGGAUGACGUGGACCGAUUACCCAGCAGGCACAAGACAAUGAUACAACCUUGAUUCAUGUUCUUUAAAACUGACUUUGAAACAAUGUUGCGAAAUAGUCGUCGGUUGGUAAAUUGCCACAUUUCAAUGUUAUAAACACAACCUGAUAUUGAAUCAACAUCGCCAAAAAGCCUGUUGUUUCAACGCUGUAUUUGCGUUGUAGAAUAUCGGUCGGGAAAUGACCAAAAUUCAAUGGUCAAAUCAACGUCAGAACCCAGCAUUGAUCAAACGUCGUCAAAAAGCAUGUCGUUUCAACGUUGUGUUCGACUCGCUCCACAUCAGGAGCGAAGUCAACAAGUUCUCAAGGUUGUUGUAACGUCUUGUGCCAGCAGUUGUGAAUGACGGCGUGAGCGGGUCUCACACCACACUUUGUGAGACGUCAUCUUUUCUUAUCAUUUGCAACAAUUUCAGCAUUCUGACUCAUUUUUGUUGAUUUGUUUUAAUUUUUUAAUGAAAGUGCAACAUAAACCUCUAAAAAUGUGAGCAUUAAAUGAAAUAGUAGCAUAUUUAGGGACAUAUACUGUAUAUUCCUUGUUUCUCAUACAAAACCUGUCUCCAUUUGAGUUGGGAAAUUGUGUUAGAGGUAAAUAUAAACAGAAUACAAUGAUUUGCAAAUCCUUUUCAACCCAUAUUCAAGUUUAUGCACUACAAAGACAAGAUAUUUGAUGUUCAAACUCAUAAACUAUGGGUUUUUUUGCAAAUAAUAAUUAACUUAGAAUUUCAUGGCUGCAACACGUGCCAAAGUAGUUGGGAAAGGGCAUGUUUACUACUGUGUCACAUCACCUUUUCUUUUAACAACACUCAAUAAACGUUUGGGAACUGAGGAAACUAAUUGUUGAAGCUUUGAAAGUAGAAUUCUUGCCCAUUUUUGUUUUAUGUAGAACUUCAGUCGUUCAACAGUCCGGGGUCUCCGCUGUCGUAUUUUACGCUUCAUAAUGCGCCACACAUUUUCGAUGGGAGACAGGUCUGGACUGCAGGCGGACCAGGAAAGUACCCGCACUCUUUUUUUACCUAGCCACGUUGUUGUAACACGUGCUGAAUGUUACUUGGCAUUGUCUUGCUAAAAUAAGCAGGGGCGUCCAUGAAAAAUACGGCGCUUAGAUGGCAGCAUAUGUUGUUCCAAAACCUGUAUGUACCUUUCAGCAUUAAUGGGGCCUUCACAGAUGUGUAAGUUACCAAUGCCUUGGGCACUAAUGCACCCCCAUACCCUCACAGAUGCUGGCUUUUGAACUUUGCGUCGAUAACAGUCUGGAUGGUUCGCUUCCCUUUUGGUCCGGAUGACACAAAGUCGAAUAUUUCCAAAAACAAUUUGAAAUGUGGACUCGUCAGACCACAGAACACUUUUCCACUUUGCAUCAGUCCAUCUUCGAUGAUCUCGGGCCCAGAGAAGCUGGCGGCGUUUCUGGAUGUUGUUGAUAAAUGGCUUUCGCUUUGCAUAGUAGAGCUUUAACUUGCACUUACAGAUGUAGCGACGAACUGUAUUUAGUGACAGUGGUUUUCUGAUGUGAUCCUGAGCUCAUGUGGUGAUAUCCUUUAGAGAUUGAUGUCGGUUUUUGAUACAGUGCCGUCUGAGGGAUUGAAGAUCACGGUCAUUCAAUGUUGGUUUCCGGCCAUGUCGCUUACGUGGAGUGGUUUUUACAGAUUCCCUGAACCUUUUGAUGAUAUCAUGGACCGUAGAUGUUGAAAUCCCUAAAUCUCUUGCGAUUGCACCUUGAGAAACGUUGUUCUUAAACUGUUUGACUGUUUGCUCACGCAGUUGUGGACAAAGGGGUGUACCUCGCCCCAUCCUUUCUUGUGAAAGACUGAGCAUUUUUUGGGAGGCUGUUUUUAUACCCAAUCAUGGCACCCACCUGUUCCCAAUUAGCCUGCACACCUGUGGGAUGUUCCAAAUAAGUGUUUGGUGAGCAUUCCUCAACUUUAUCAGUAUUUAUUGCCACCUUUCCCAACUUCUUUGUCACGUGUUGCCGGCAUCAAAUUCUAAAGUUAAUGAUUAUUUGCGAAAAAGAAAAAAUGUUAAUCAGUUUGAACAUCAAAUAUGUUGCCUUUGUAGCAUAUUCACCUGAAUAUGGGUUGAAAAUGAUUUGCAAAUCAUUGUAUUCUGUUUAUAUUUACAUCUCACACAAUUUCCCAACUCACAUGGAAACGGGGUUUGUAAAUAAUGUUUGGACUCCUUUGAAUGUAUUCGCUCUCCUCCUGUCUGUUGACAUAUUUUCUACUCUGAAGUGUAGCACCCUGUGGAAAUGAUAUGCGUUCUUCUAAUGUACACAACUAUACAGUUUUCUGCACUGCGGGUUAAAAAUGUAUUUUUCUUAGAGAGUUGAAAAGAAACGCUGUCGCUUUAAAGCUGUGUAUUCAUAAACUUGAACACUUUGGAGCAGUCUACCGUGGCUCCUUCUUAUCAGUGGAGAUUACUACUCUAUGUUACAAGCGUUAUAUUCAGCAGUGUGACUUGUUAGUAUUUGAGUCUCUUUAAAAGAAUAUAUUUAAGUACCUCCCUUUAUUAGCAGGUCUAUGAAAUCAGGCUCGAUGGGCCUGCCCUAUACUGUAUGUACAUGUACGUAUGAGAUUGUGCUUUCAUUCUACUAAAAUAAAGUUUCAUGUUGCAA